Molecule: messenger RNA, 3782 nt
Organism: Echinops telfairi (small Madagascar hedgehog)
Lineage: Eukaryota; Metazoa; Chordata; Mammalia; Afrosoricida; Tenrecidae
Gene: MCTP1
Product: multiple C2 and transmembrane domain containing 1
Exons: 20
Coding region: 1-2079 (692 amino acids)
Biological process (GO): regulation of neurotransmitter secretion
Cellular component (GO): synaptic vesicle membrane
Molecular function (GO): calcium ion binding
Source: RefSeq, a predicted model, not a curated record
AUGUUAAAAGGCUCAUAUGUACUAGAAGUGUUACUUGCCUACGUGAUCAUCCAAGGGACAAGUGAUCCAUACGUGAAGUUUAAAAUUGGAGGAAAAGAAGUUUUUAGAAGUAAAAUAAUACACAAGAACCUCAACCCUGUGUGGGAGGAGAAAGCUUACAUUCUCGUUGACCAUCUUAGGGAGCCACUGUACAUAAAGGUCUUUGACUAUGACUUUGGACUGCAGGAUGACUUCAUGGGCUCCGCCUUUCUGGAUCUCACUCAGUUGGAGCUGAAAAGGCCCAAGGAUGUGACCCUAACUCUGAAAGAUCCCCAUUAUCCCGACCACGACCUUGGAGUCAUUUUGCUCUCCGUUGUUCUGACCCCCAAUGAAGGAGAACCCAGAGAUGUGACAAUGCUAAUGAGGAAGAGUUGGAAAAGAUCAAGUAAGUUUCAGACCCAGAGUUUGCGUUUGUCAGAGCUACACAAAAAAUCACAUCUUUGGAGAGGAAUAGUCAGUAUCACCUUGAUUGAGGGACGAGGCCUCAAGGCAAUGGAUUCAAAUGGGUUGAGUGACCCCUACGUGAAGUUCCGGCUUGGGCAUCAGAAAUACAAGAGCAAGAUUAUGCCAAAAACCUUGAAUCCACAGUGGAGGGAACAAUUUGAUUUUCAUCUGUAUGAUGAAAGAGGAGGAGUCAUUGAUAUCACUGCAUGGGACAAAGACGCUGGCAAAAGGGAUGAUUUCAUUGGCAGGUGCCAGGUCGACCUGUCAGCCCUCAGUAGGGAACAGACGCACAAGUUGGAGUUGCAGCUGGAAGAGGGCGCGGGACACCUGGUGCUGCUGGUCACCCUGACGGCUUCGGCCACCGUCUGUAUCUCUGACCUCUCCGGCAACUCCCUGGAGGACCAGAAAGAACGGGAGGCGAUAUUAAAGAGAUAUAGCCCGUUGCGGAUAUUCCACAACCUGAAAGACGUGGGAUUCCUCCAAGUGAAAGUAAUCAGAGCUGAAGGGCUGAUGGCUGCUGACGUCACAGGUAAAAGUGAUCCUUUUUGUGUAGUGGAAUUGAACAAUGAUAGGCUGCUUACCCAUACCGUCUACAAAAACCUUAGUCCUGAAUGGAACAAAGUCUUCACAUUCAACAUUAAAGAUAUCCAUUCGGUGCUCGAAGUGACGGUUUACGAUGAAGAUCGGGAUCGAAGCGCUGACUUUCUGGGCAAAGUUGCGAUCCCAUUGCUGUCUAUUCAGAAUGGCGAACGCAAAGCCUACGUCUUGAAAAACAAGCCGCUGACAGGGCCAACAAAGGGGGUCAUCUAUCUUGAAAUAGAUGUGAUUUUUAAUGCUGUGAAAGCCAGCUUACGAACAUUAAUCCCCAAAGAACAGAAGUACAUUGAAGAGGAAAACAGACUCUCUAAGCAGCUGUUGCUGAGAAAUUUUAUCAGAAUGAAGCGUUGUGUCAUGGUGCUCAUAAAUGCUGCCUACUACGUUAAUAGUUGCUUUGAUUGGGAUUCUCCCCCAAGGAGCCUCGCUGCUUUUGUGCUCUUUCUCUUUGUUGUCUGGAACUUUGAGCUCUACAUGAUCCCACUGGUUUUGUUGUUACUAUUGACAUGGAACUACUUCUUGAUCGUAUCAGGGAAAGAUAACAGGCAACGUGACACAGUAGUAGAGGACAUGCUGGAGGACGAGGAGGAAGAAGAUGACAAAGAUGACAAGGACAGUGAGAAAAAGGGAUUUAUAAAUAAAAUCUAUGCCAUCCAGGAGGUAUGUGUCAGUGUCCAGAACGUCCUGGAUGAAGUGGCUUCCUUUGGCGAAAGGAUAAAGAAUACUUUCAACUGGACCGUUCCGUUCUUAAGCUGGCUGGCCAUUGUCGCCCUCUGCGUGUUCACAGUCAUCCUGUACUUCAUCCCACUGAGAUACAUCGUCCUUGUCUGGGGCAUCAAUAAAUUUACAAAGAAGCUUCGGAGUCCAUAUGCAAUUGAUAACAACGAACUGCUUGACUUCCUUUCCAGAGUCCCUUCAGAUGUGCAAGUGGUGCAAUACCAAGAACUGAAACCAGAUCCUUCGCAUAGCCCCUGCAAAAGGAAGAAAAACAAUCCUGGCUAGCCGGCUCCAAGCACCGCGGAGACCCGCAUCUGCUGGGAAGAUAAAAAGACAAGUCUUCAGCCUCGGCUGCAUUUCCUUUCUUUCUGCUUUUUAUUUAUUUUGCCUCCAUUUUGUUUUGUUUUGUUUUUCAAUUGUGAUGGAGAGGAUUUGUAAAUAGUGUACAAAGGCAAAUGUCUUUUGCAAUCUACUUGCACUGUACAGAAUCAAUUUGAUAAAAGUUUAGCUCCUGCCGUGUGAAAGCCUUGUGAGCUGUGGGGAAAUAAAAUAACACAUUGAAACAAAAAAUAAGAAUGAUAGCACUGAAGAUACACACUCCUUUAAUUACAAGUAGGGGAACCAGAAUAUUAAAUUAAAUGCUCAGGUGGGCUCUGAUUAAAUCUACACAAGAUGUAAAAUGUCAAUUUAAUUUAAAAGUUUUUUUUUAAUGUAACUCUUUUUUUUAUCCUGAAAGUAAUCCAUUCCAAUUUUGUAUGCUUUGUAUCUUUUAAAAGAGGGCAAAUCCCAAACCUGAAUCAUGGAAUGGAUCCGUUCCUGUGGAGCAUGGGUUCUGACUUCAGACUCUGACAUUCGCUCCUAUGCACGUUAUUUUGACUGACGUGCUGAUUUCCCAUAGUGACCUCACAUGGCCAGCUAGAACUGUCCCAGAGGGCUUCCUGGGCUGUCCGCUUCACUGGAGCCAGGGACUUUCUCCCACAGAACCCCCGAGUGGGUCCGGUGGGCCGAUCUCUCGGUGAGUUGGAAAUCAACUCUCUGGCGCGCGCGCACACACACACACACACACACACACACACACACGCUAAUUUUAAGCUGCCAAGUUAAGGUACAUGAACCCCUUCAAGAGAAUCUUCAACACCCUGCAACUCAGAAAAGAAAACUUUCAAACCUUCAAUCAUUCCAUCUAAAACCUGAAAAUCUCUACAGGACUAUACAUAAAUACUGCCAGGUUUAUACAUGAUUGCCUAACUGAACUUUUAUAUCAACGACUACUACUACUACUACUACCACCACUUUAAUUUGUACUGAUUUAGUAAAUUAGCAACCCUGUCCCAUUGUCAAAAAUACUAGCACACGAAAUCUGUAUUGCUUUUAGUGUCAUAUUAUUGCCUUUGUGCAUCUAAAAAAAAAACCUUUAAUACUCAAGUGUUCUCCCAGGGAACAACAACAACCAAAAGUUAUUUGCUUUCUCAUUAGAUUACUGACAUACUUUAAUGCAUACUAUGAUCAUUGUUAUUAGUGUGAAUUUCAAUGUAGAGGAGAAUGCAGUGUGCUAAGUGAUAUGCCAGUGUUUCAUUACGUUCAUUUAGGUGAGGGUGUGUCAUUCCUGAUCACAUGAGUGCAUGAAAACCUGUUUUGUAAAAUAAACUGCUUAUGGGGAGAGGGGGUUGCCUUUAAAAAUGUUUCACUCCUUACCAUAGAAUCUGUUUCAAAUGCAUCCCCACUGCUCUAUGGUAGUUUCUGUGACCUAUUCCCUGGUAUAUCAAGAGGGAGUUGUGCCUACGGAGAUAGCACUCACUCUAUGAGAACGUGUCUCCUAACUUGGUCGGAGAUAAGUGAGGUUGAAAUGGUUACAGAAAGCAUUUUGCACUACUUUAUUAAUAAUAGACCAGAAUAGGGGUUUGGGUUGGGGUUGUGCUGGGAAAAUAUAGAAAAGCCAGAAAUAUACAUAUAUAUAUAUAAAGCGAGAAAUAUAUAUUUCAGCCUAA